GACGUCAUCCUGCACCACUCUAUAGAGAUUAUACCACAAGAUGCAAACCACUCACCAGCAGUAAGAAUCAGAAAGCCAGACUGGAUCUGGUCCCGACAAAAAUGCAGCUCCGCCCUGUUCUACAAGCUGCAGCCAGGACCUUCUCGGUAACUCUGGUAGUACUCAUAUGGCCUGUAGGUGGCAGUGCAAUAUUUUUUGCGGUGCAUAACUUUAUACCAGAGUAAGAAGAAAGCGGAAGUCUAUGUCGCGUCUCAAUUGGCUUCAUAUCCCCUAUAUUAGUGCACUCAGUAGGGUAUGAAAUAACGGCUUUUACGCCUGGGGUAGUGUACUGUAUAUUCAAAAGGACCCGUUUUGGGAUUCGGCCCUAGAUAGUUUUAAACGACUGUUUUGUUUUCCUAGGAUGUUAGACGACAAUGAGAGAUUGGGGUUUCAGUGAAUUACUUACAAAUUAAAUCAUUUUCGAAGUGCUUAUUGUGUUAACAUUAAAUAUAGCACGAUAAGAGAGGCACAGCUGCGCUAUUUUAGCUCUGCGGAUAAACAACAAUUAGAUAAGGUUGCUAACUAGCGUUUACGUCGUGCUAAAUUACGUUCCCUAGCUAGGUAAUCUUCCAGCGGGAUUGGUCGUCGCGGUUAGUUGCUAAGGAUAAACUAAAACUGCACACCAGCGGCGCAUUCGCGUCUCAAUCGAAUCAUAUUCACAAUGGACGUGAAUUUGACCAUUUCUCUGAUGAGAGGUCAGAUGGGAGUGGUGAUUGAGAAGGCCGUGAACGCGGCCGUGGAGACGGUGUUGGGAGAGAUGAUCCGGGUGAUGAGCCUCAAGUUCGAGCAGCUCCGGAGGGAAAUGACGGCCAAAGAGAAGGAGAACGAGGACAUCAGGAAGAUGCUAGAGACGACUCGGUGUCAGAUGAAGAUCCUGCGGCAGAAAUAUGUUAAUGCACUGAACACUAAAGACGACAGACAUGCCUUUGCGCCACACAAAGCACAGAUAGGUCAGAUGAACACAACCAGACACACAGCCGGUCAACUGGACACAACCAGACACACAGCCGGUCAACUGGACACAACCAGACACACAGCCGGCCAACUGGACACAACCAGACACACAGCCGGCCAACUGGACACAACCAGACUCACAGCCGGCCAGCUGGACACAACCAGACUCACAGCCGGCCAGCUGGACACAACCAGACUCACAGCCGGCCAGCUGGACACAACCAGACUCACAGCCGGCCAGCUGGACACAACCAGACUCACAGCCGGCCAGCUGGACACAACCAGACUCACAGCCGGCCAGCUGGACACAACCAGACUCACAGCCGGCCAGCUGGACACAACCAGACUCACAGCCGGCCAGCUGGACACAACCAGACACACAGCCGGUCAGCUGGACACAACCAGACACACAGUCGGUCAGCUUGACACAACCAGACACACAGCCGGUCAGCUGGACACAACCAGAGCCCAUCAGGUCACAGCUGAUCAUGGGGUGCCACUGAGAAGACGUUCCUCAAACACAGGAUCACCCUGUGCUGAACCUCUCACACUUGCUCUCAAACCCCGAAACCCUGAACCAGCUCAUGCAGCGCUGCCUGUCGCUAAAACUCAUAAAGUGGUCCAUGAAGCUGUCCCUACAGAGAGCUGCCAAAAUGCUGAAAUUUUCAAUGAGGAGGUGCCGGGAUUAAAAGUACAUCUGGGAUUGAAAGUGGAGAACUCAAGCGGCACCGUACCAGAGAGCAUCAAUCCUCUAUGGAGUCAAACACCUCAAACGUCCACAGAUGCUGAACACACAGAGAUAGCAGACCCAAACCCCGUGGCUUAUACAAGCGAGGUGCUGAUCCCAGUCAUGGCAGACUGCCGAGAGCCCGACUUAAAGAUUAAACAGGAGGAAGCCGAGGUCGAAAUUGUAGAGGUGAAGGAGGAGCAAGCGGAGCCGUCCACUUCGGAGCUUCCUAGGAUUGAACUACAUCAGCAUUUGGCUGGAGCAGGAAUAGCCAUAGAGCUGCCAGUGACUCAACAGUGCAACCAGAUACCUUCAGUCACUGAACCGGCUUUCAUGGGUGUGGACCCAAGCACAUAUACCGAGUCUCAGCUUGCUGUGGCAGAUACGCAAAGGCAGAUGCACCCGUUCUGUAAAGAUCUGAUGCUGUAUGAGGAUUACAAGAGGAAACGUAUAGAAGUGCGUAAACGCAGCGAGACCCGACGGCGCGAGCUGGAGCGGACACUUCCGCAGGCUCUUUUGGCCGACCUGGUGAAGGAACGCAGGGAAAAGACUCGACUCCGGGUGGCCCGCUGGAGAGCCAAACGCAAGCUGCAGGCCUGCCUGAUGGCACAGGCGGCACAAUUUAACAGUACGCAGGCUCUCUACGCUCAGCACAACGGCAGGAGGAGAGCAGGGGCUGCUCCACAGCAGGGGGGCAUCGGCCUUGGCACGGCCCAGUCCGAGACUGGUGUGUACACCAUGCCGCUGCAGAUGGGCACCAGUCCUCUAUUGACAGCACAAAGACUCAGCAUGGCUGAGGGUCAAAUGCAGCCUGGAGCCUCUGUGUUUGUGCAGCAGAGAACUUCAGCAGCUGGAUCUGAGACCUACCAGUGAAACUUUAAAAAUUGUUUUGGCACAGCGAUACAGAGAGAGCGUGCAUUUCUGACCUGCAUACUUUGUUUUUACAGUCUGUUAUAAUAAGCAUUAUCAUCAUAAAAGGAUAAAAAGGUGAACCAUCCAACAAGAAGAUGGCUUUAGAUGCUUGAUGGACAUUUUCUUGCAUACGAAAAAGAAAACAAAAUUCUUGUAGUUCUUAAGGAACCCAAAGAACUACUAUUCCAUAUUUUAACGUUGCUGGAAGGAAUGUGUACACAGGUUUUCUCAACCUUGUACAUCAUGUGCAUCAGAGUUCACUGUGCUUUAGGGCUGCAACUAACGAUUAUUUUCCUCAUCGAUUAGUUGGCCGAUUAUUUUUCUGCUUAAUUGAUUAAUUGGAGGGGGCGGGGCAAACUUUCAGUGCACUUUUUUGGGGGUUUAUUUUUAAAAUAAAAUCCACAAACUGAGUGUUACAAAUAUAAACUUCAGACUAAAACUUUACACAACUGUUCGUCCAAAACAGAAAAGAACAUAACACACACACCAGAAUAUAUAUUAUUAAUUUAGGACUGUAGUUUAAUUCGGUGCUUUUUGUGCAUCCGUAAAAGUAUUUAUGCGUUAUUUUUUUAUGGAUGCACAAAAAGCACCGAAUUAAACUACAGUCCUAAAUUAAUAAUAAAAACUCCCUUUCACUGCAUCUUGUGGUUUCUGUUACUCACUGCCUUUAGGAAUAUUAUUUACUUGUGUUUACUUUUGAUCAUAAUGUUUUAAUUAGACAUUACAGAUCUUACUCGCGCUAUACUCUGUAUCAGCGCGUCUACACCGCACGUGAUCAGCAACGCAGCCUCGUUACUAAUAUCACUUCCGUUAUAAUAAACAACAGGAUUUACACUGUUAGCGAGCAAAUACAUCAUAUAAUGACAAUAAACUAGAAUUAAAUUAAACCUUUUAAGCAGCUUGCACCAGUUUCCCCUGCCCCUUACACACAGUGGAACGUUUUGGAUAUAAACAUAAGUUGGUGCUCGUGCAGCACUGUUUGAUCUCUGCAGUGUUUAAUAUAAAAUGCUCCCUGCCUUACAGGACUUUCUUCCUCAGUCACGUGACGUUUUCGCCUCCGUCUGAUGGAGAUUGAGAUCAUGUUAGGAAUAAAAGUUAACGCUAACAGAAAGUAAACUGAAGAAAGUCAUCGUCCGUGACUCUGGGUGUCUGCUAAUGCUAGCGUGCGUAUGACGUCAUGCGCCGUCGCCUAGAAGUGGCUUAUACUUCCGGUUAGUAAAAAAAAACACACUAGUGUUAUAUUUGAGAUGAUAUUACCUUUCUAAAAUCCACACACUAGACAGUAGUGCAGAGUGCAUAGUGUAAGUGUGCAGUACUUCAUUUGGGACACAACUUUAGUAUUUACUCUCCGAAGCGUGUUUUCGGAACAGAAGUAACGUAAUGAGGAAAUCUCCCCUGUGCGGCGCGCAGACCACCUAAUUGAUAAUGAGAUUCAUUGACAAAGAUUUUCAUAAUUGAUUAUUAUUGAUUUUAUCGAUUAGUUGUUGCAGCUCUACUGUGCUUGGACCUGAUACACGAUGAAAUCUUCAGGGGCCACAUGAAAGACGUGUCAGAUGAAGCAAUUGCUGAAUUCUGACCGAUAGGACAGCUAUAUGGCAGGAAGGACAAUAAAUUUAAAGGACUGGACCUUGAGGCUUGCAGAAAUAAGAAAGAAACACGCUUCUACCAAUGAAUAGGACGUAUUAUAGGCUAAUUCUUUCGCUUGAAGUCCAGUUGUGUGUUUUUAUAUACCAAAACAUUUGUAAUUGUGUCACUGUUUAUCAACCUUUCUUUAUCCCUUACAAUUAAACGUUUUUUUUUUUGUCAAUGUGUCUUUAGGACUAAUAUUUGUAAACCACAUCAGUACAGAUUGGCUGACCACAUCUCCUAAAAUAUGUAAUACACUGUGAUGAAUAAUGGCCUAAUUAAUGUCUCCCUGUAGAUACAAAUUAGUUGUCAGUAGGACAACAGCUGGCUAUCUUACAUUGUUUUCCAAGUUAUAAUAAAGGAUGGAAAAUUCAAAAGUUCCAUAUAUGGACAGGGGUGGAACUUGUUGAAAAUGCUGUUUGAUAGUCCAUUACUCCGCAAUAUGGUGUGUUUGACAUUUCUGUAAGGAGCAGAUAAUGAAAUGAUUAUGAUGCAAUAUUUAUUUAUGAUUACAAGAUUUUGUGUGUGUGUGUCUGUAUAUAUGUCUAUGUAUACCCAUCAGCUAUAACAUUAAAACCACUGGAAGGUGAAGUGAAUAACAUUGAUUAUCUUGUUACAAUGGCACCUGUAAAGGGGUGGGAUAUAUUAGGCAGCAAGUGAACAUCAAUUCUUGAAGAUGAUGUGUUGAAAGCAGGAAAAAUGGGCAGGCAUAAGGAUCUGAGUGACUGACUAGGGCCAAAUUGUGAUGGCUAGACGACCGGGUCAGAGCAUCUCCAAGCAUGGAAGGUCUUGUGGGGUUUUCCCGGUAUGCAGUGGUUAGUACCUACCAAAAGUUGUCCAAUGAAGGACAACCGGUGACAGUGUCAUGGACGUGCAAAGCUCAGGGAUACACGUGGGGAGCGGAGGCUAACCCGCCUAGUCCGAUUCCAUAGAAGAGUUACUGUAGCAUAAAUUGCUGAAAAAGUUCACACGGGCUAUGAUAGACAGAUGUCAGAACACUGCGUUGCAGCUUGCUGAGUGUGAGGCUGCAUAGGCACAGACUAGUCAGUGUCUCCAUGCUGACCCCCUGUCCACUGGCCAAAAAUGUCUACAAUGGCUGGGGGAGCCUCAGAACUGGACCAUGGAGCAAUGGAAGCAGGUGGCCUGGUCUGAUGAAUAACGUCUUCUUUUACAUCAUCUGGACGGGCAGGUGUGUGUCGCUUACCUGCAGAUGAGAUUGCACCAGUGUGCACUAUGGGAAGAGUGUGAUGCUCUGGGCAAUGUUCUGCUAGGAAACCUUGGGUCCUGGAGUUCAUGUGGAUGCUACCUAAACACUUGCAGACCAAAUUCACCCCUUCAUGGCAACAGUGUUUGCCAAUGGCAGUGGCCUCUUUCAGCAAGAUAGAAUGUGCCCUGCCACACUGCAAAAAUUGUUCAGGAAUGGUUUGAGGAACAUGACAAAGAGUUCAAAAGGCCUCCAAAUUCCCCAGAUCUCAAUCUGAUUGAGCAUCCAUGGGAUGUGCUGGACAAACUAGUCUGAAUUAUGGGGGCCCCACCUCACAACUACAGGAGCUGCUGCUAAUGUCUUGGUGCCAUAUACCACAGCAAACCUUCAGAGGUCUUGUGGAGUCCAUGCCUCGAUAGAUCAGAGCUGUUUUGGUAGCACAAGGGGGACCGACACACAAUGUUAGGCAGGUGGUUUUAAUGUUAUGGCUGAUUUGUGU
Messenger RNA from Ictalurus furcatus (blue catfish), 5961 nucleotides. RefSeq lists its product as uncharacterized. Lineage: Eukaryota; Metazoa; Chordata; Actinopteri; Siluriformes; Ictaluridae. The transcript has 3 exons. The record is from RefSeq and is a predicted model, not a curated record. Bases 701 to 2593 code for a protein of 630 amino acids.